This is a messenger RNA of Scomber scombrus (Atlantic mackerel), 1108 nucleotides long. RefSeq names its product V-set and immunoglobulin domain containing 8a (gene vsig8a). The coding region runs from base 1 to 1086 and encodes 361 amino acids. The transcript is spliced from 7 exons. The record is from RefSeq and is a predicted model, not a curated record. Lineage: Eukaryota; Metazoa; Chordata; Actinopteri; Scombriformes; Scombridae.
AUGUUCUGCAGUCGUUUGAGGUCAGCUCUCCGCCUGCCUCGGUUGUCUUUGUUCUUGUUAUGCACUGCAAGUCUCUUGAGCACAGAAUUCAAAUGCACACGAGCGGUGCAGGUGACGUCUACAGGCCCGCAGACCAUCCAGAAGGCCAAGGGGGAGAGUGUGACUUUGGGCUGCAGUUACACACUGAGCGCUUUAGAUACUGGAGAACUUGAUAUUGAAUGGUCACUGGUCAGCCCGGACACCACACAGAAAGAUCACAUGCUCAUCUCUUAUUCCAGCGGCAACAAAUACGACCAUGGUAACCAUGCUCUUGUAAAUGGGCUCAGCUUUGCCGCUCCUGAUCCCUCACUGGGUGAUGCUUCGCUCUCAAUCGCUCUGCUGUCACCUGCUCAUAGUGCUACCUAUCAGUGUAAAGUGAAGAAAUCACCUGGAGUGGACAUGCGGAAGGUGUCACUGCUGGUAAUGGUGAAACCGUCUGUGCCUAAGUGCUGGGUGGAGGGAGGGGAGCUGGUUGGCGAGCCUGUGUCCCUGCACUGCAAGUCUGCACAAGGCUCCACUCCCUUAAAGUACACAUGGAGGAGAGAAAGUGGUGGCCUCAUGCCUGCUGCAGCCACACAGAAUGUAGUGACUGGGGAGCUGAAAAUCAGCAACCACUCGCAGAGCUUUGCAGGAAUCUACCUUUGUGAGGUGAACAAUGCCGUCGGAGCCGAGCACUGCAGGAUCAACCUGAAAGCGAACAAGCCUCCAAACAGAGCGGCGGUGAUAGUCGGCACAGUGGUCGGCUCCCUGCUCCUCAUCUUCAUCCUGCUGGUCUUCGUCGGGGUUCUUUACUGGAAGUGGAGCAGCAGACGUCGCUACGAGAAGGAGUUCUCCAAUGAAAUCAGGGAGGAUGUUCCGCCUCCUGAGAGCCGCCCCGUCAGUCGCCGCACGAGCCGGAGCACCAGUCAGCAUCCACAGGUGACUUACAGUCAGGUGGGCGGCACAGAUGAUGGACGCAUACCGACCCCCUCCACCGACAGCCACGGACACACACCGGUCAAACACACACCUGUCAGAUAUGACAGCAAGUAUGGACACGCAGUGUGACAAUCAGCAGCAGAGUGAACUC